This is a messenger RNA of Colius striatus (speckled mousebird), 8791 nucleotides long. RefSeq names its product myelin expression factor 2 (gene MYEF2). Lineage: Eukaryota; Metazoa; Chordata; Aves; Coliiformes; Coliidae. Gene Ontology annotation, molecular function: mRNA binding. Bases 71 to 1951 code for a protein of 626 amino acids. Gene Ontology annotation, cellular component: nucleus; cytoplasm; post-mRNA release spliceosomal complex. The transcript has 17 exons. Gene Ontology annotation, biological process: regulation of mRNA stability involved in response to oxidative stress. The record is from RefSeq and is a predicted model, not a curated record.
CGCGGCGAGGCCGAGGCGCUCCGGGCCCUUUUCAAACCCAGCGGUAGCAGGGCUGCGGCCCGGCCACGAAAUGGCGGAGAACGACAAGCCGGAGGCUGCGGCCGCAGUGCCGCAGCGCGGAGCCGAGGAGGCCGCCGUCAGCCAGCCGCCGCAGCAGCAACAGCCGCCGCAGCAGCAACAGCCGCCGCCGACACAACAGCCACCGCAGCAGCAGCCGCCGCAGGUUGAGGAGACGACGGCAGCGGCAGCAACCCAGAGCGGCGGGGGAAGCGCUAAUGGCGUAAAAAUGGAUAAUGAUGAGACAGCAAAAGAAGAAAAAGCGCCUGGGAAAGAGAAGUACGUUGCAAAACCGAAGGCAAUCCCUUCUCUUGGAAACAAGAAUAGAUUCCACCCCUAUUCAAAGGACAAGAAUGCAGGCACUGGAGAGAAGAAGACUAUUAAUCGUAACCGAGUUUUUAUCAGCAACAUCCCAUACGACAUGAAAUGGCAAGCUAUUAAAGAUCUUAUGAGAGAGAAAGUUGGUGAGGUUACAUACGUGGAGCUGUUUAAGGAUGCUGAAGGAAAAUCAAGGGGUUGUGGUGUGGUUGAAUUCAAAGAUGAAGAAUUUGUUAAGAAAGCAUUAGAAACUAUGAACAAAUAUGACCUAAGUGGAAGACCCCUGAAUAUUAAAGAGGAUCCUGAAGGUGAACAUGCUCGUAGGGCAUUACAGCGUGUAGGAGGACAGUUUUCAGGAGGACAUGGACCUGACGUGGCACCUGGAAUAAUGAAUUUACCACCUUCUAUUGUCAAUAAUCCAAACAUUCCUCCUGAGGUUAUCAGUAACUUGCAAGCAGGGAGGCUUGGGUCCACUAUUUUUGUUGCUAAUCUCGACUUCAAAGUUGGCUGGAAGAAACUGAAGGAGGUAUUUAGCAUUGCUGGUACUGUAAAGCGUGCAGACAUCAAAGAAGAUAAGGAUGGAAAGAGUCGAGGAAUGGGAACAGUAACCUUUGAACAAGCAAUUGAAGCUGUUCAAGCAAUAUCUAUGUUCAAUGGACAAUUCCUGUUUGAUAGACCGAUGCAUGUAAAAAUGGAUGACAAAUCAGUUCCUCAUGAAGAUUUCCGUGGUGCAGACAGCAAAACCUCACAAUUACCUCGUGGUCUUGGUGGCAUUGGUAUGGGUCUUGGACCAGGUGGACAGCCCAUCAGUGCAACACAGUUGAGCAUGGGUGGUGGAAUGGGGAAUGUGGGUCCAGGAGGUAUGGGAAUAGACGGUCCAGGAUUCGGUGGAAUGAACAGAAUGGGAGGCGGACUUGCUGGAUUUCGUGGAAUGGAAGGAAUGCCUAAUAUGGGAGGAUUUGGAGUCAACCGAAUGGGAGAAAUGUUCCGUGGUGGAAUGGGAGGAAACAUGGACAGAGAUUUUGUUCGCAGUGACAUGGCAUUGAACCGUGGUUUUGGAGAUUCUUUUGGAAGGAUGGGUGGUGCAAUGAUUGGUGUUUUUGCAGGAGGAAUGGGAGCCCCGAGCAUGGGCCCAGUAAGAUCUGGAAUGAGUGGUGGAAUGGGUGGUAUGAACAGUAUGGCUGGAGGACUGGGAAUGGGAAUGGAUCGGAUGAGUUCUGGCUUUGAUCGAAUGGGACCAGCUAUGGGUGGAGGCCUGGACAGGAACAUGGAUAUCGAUCGAGGCUUUGUGCCUGGCCCAAUGGGAAGUGGCAUGAGAGAGAGAUUAGGCUCUAAAGGCAACCAGAUAUUUGUGAGAAAUCUUCCUUUUGACUUGACCUGGCAGAAGCUAAAGGAGAAAUUCAGUCAAUGCGGUCAUGUAAUGUUUGCAGAAAUAAAAAUGGAGAAUGGAAAAUCAAAAGGCUGUGGAACAGUCAGAUUUGACUCACCAGAAUCUGCUGAAAAAGCCUGUAGGAUAAUGAACGGCAUAAAAAUCAGUGGCAGAGAAAUUGAUGUACGCUUGGAUCGCAAUGCAUAAUUUAAAACUGUGUGUUCAGGAACAUUCCUAUGUCUGUUUAGCUUCUUUAUCCCAGUAAGUCAUUUUUAGUAACAUUGUAUGCUUACAAAAGCUGUAAAAAGGAACUUUUAAAUCCCACCAGCCUUUAACAGUAUAGUGUUUAAUAUACUGUGAUACUUGUUAACUGAAUCUUACUAUGUUUGGUUUUUAAAGACAAUUUGCCUGAUUUUUGUUGUUUUUUUUAGAGGCACUGAGCACCUGCAGGUCCCUCUAGGCCGUGGAAGCUUUGGAUGCUCAGCGCCUUUGGAAAAUUAGGCCAAGUGUCUCUAGUCAUUCAGUUUAAAUGAAUGGUUAUACUGUUUUUAAUAAAAUAAGCCAUUUUCUCUGUUAAUCUCAAGAUUGGAUAGUGGGAUUUGUUUAGUGUUUCCUGAUUAUUUUCCCCUUCAGUGUGUAUCAACAUUGUAAUGUAAAAAAUAGAUGUCUCUUUUUUUUUUUUCCCCCAGAAUUUUGGUUUUAUAUGUGCAUUUUAGUCCUACUGUAAUUCUUGACUCUAAAAGAAAGGGCUCCAAUUAGGCUGUGAUGUUUUUGUUCUACUUAAUAUUACUUUGAUGACAUGGUUUAGUUCUGUAAAUAAGAUUUAGAGCCCAGUGGAAGUUUUGAAUUUUUUUUAUUUUCACUAAAUGAAGAAACUGAUCUUUCUCUCCUGCUUUUAUUUUUUUUAUCAAUAUAAUCACCAAUUAAAACUAGUUACCACAGACCCUUGUGGGAUUGUUCCCUAUGAUGCCAAGUUCAUAUAAAAUUGACAAUACAGUAAAGACUAAGUACAGUACAAGACAAAUUGCUCCCAAUUUUUUAUCUAUUUUCCAGCCAUUCAGGUGAACUGCCAGAAAAAUAAAACCAACAGAACAGAUAAGAGAAAUGGCUGUGUAUGUCAAACCAUUGCUGUUCACUUCUAUGGGUCCUGAUGUAUUUAUGAAGGCAGUUUUUAUAAACCAGGGUAUUCCCAAACAGAGCAUAUCGAAUACGUUGGAUCCUACAAUGUUAGACAUGGCCAUAUCUCCAUUUCCUGUAAAAGAAGAAAUACAAAUAAGUCUGCUUAAUUGUACUGUCUGAAAUUACCAAACUGUUUUGGAGGAACGAAUUGUCAGCCCUCAGUUUCUCACAGAGCACCCUUUUCAGCCAUUGCAUUUGAAAGAGCUAUAGUUAUGAUGCUACAGAACAUAGUUUUGAGUACCACAAUCGUUUUAAAAAAAGUCUCCCUAUAUCACCAGCAUCUGCACAGUUGCACUUAAAAUAAGCUAGACAGGCUAUUAUAAAAUCAAGUCAUGUUUCAAAAACAAGAAUCUACAGUUGUGCUUUUCAGUAAAACAGGUAACACUCGAUCAACAACAAAUCAAAUCAAUCUAGAAUACUUCUCUGAGAUAUUCUGGGAGGUUUUUUUUUACAUGUCUGAGCCACAGGUAAGCUAUUAUUUAUUAGUUGUAAAUUUAAGCUCUAGAAUCUGGAACAAAAAUCUUGAAGUUACUCCCUGAAUUUCUGGAAAUGUUGACUAGAACUCUUUUUUUUUUUUUUAUAGUACUUUUUAAAUGCUUCCAUUGCAAUGAGCCUGGAUAUUAAAAUCUUUACCUUUUCGAGCCACCAGCACACUUGCAACUGUAUCUGGUACACUUGUUCCUGCUGCUAGUAGUGUGAGACCCAUUACUGACUCUGGAAUUCCCAGUGUUUCUCCUGUAGUUGGUAAAUAACAGUAGAAAAUGCAAAUAUGUUUUUAGUUUGUUGCAUCCAAAGAAUUUGCUUUGGACUUUGUUUGCUGGAGAAAGGAUUAGUAAUGAUACAGUAAUUUCAAAAGGAGUGUCUCUGCUAACUUGACUAAAUAUGAAGUGACUGAGGGAUGAAGUAGUUAAAAACAACAAAGAAAUAUCAUCCUGUCCUUGUUCUUCAAUCAGAUGAAAAAGUGAUUUUAUAGUAACCAUCUUUCUUCACAAGUGUCUCCAUGACCUGAGUGGAAGGUCUCCAGUGGUUGAAACAGUACUAAUUACAUUUUAUUCUAUUUUCUUUCAGAUACAGUAGAGAUUUAAACAUCUAACAAUUUACACUUUCCACCACCCCACCCCCCAACUUCUAGAAAAUGUAAUAGUCUUGUAUGCUUUUGAGUAUCUCGUCAUUAGUGCUCAAGAGUCUCACAAAGCAAUAACUCUUAUAAUCACCCUCUUUAAAGGGGGAGGUAAAAAAGCACAUGAAUUUUCUUGGGCAGGUUGGUCAUUAAGAUCAUUCCUACAAUACUCUCUCCAGUUACAUGGCUUUACCAUUUCACUCCAAAGUUCUUUGUCAGAUUUGUAAGAAUCAAAAUGCAGAAUUUCUAUAUGAUUUAUAAGUGCAAAUAAUCCUUUAGAAGUGGGAGUUUGUUUAGAUGAAUAUUGGUUUACAUUAAGAGAACUAUUAAAUUGUUACUAAAACAGCAGAUUAUUUUUCUUCAGUCUUUUUAGUCCCACGUGUCCUGUAAGCAUAUUAGUUUCUCAUUUAAAUCCAGGGAUUUGGAUCUUCAAAGCUGUUUUAGCAGCUGUACCAUUCAAAAGCAUCAAUAUGCUGAAAUAUCUGACACUUGUAUUCAAACUAUUGAAUAAUUACUGAACAAAAAAAGUAAGAAAAGCUAAAAACUCUUUAAUUUUUUGUUGUUGUUGAAAUGUGAAUUCUGAUUUGCAAUAUUUGAAUGCUCAUUAGAACAGUUUUAAGAGUAAGUAUUCUCUAAGCUAGGUCAGCGAGUCUUGCCUAGUACAUACCAGCCAGCUUAGUCUAGAUCAACCUAAUAAAUUUAUGUUUGAAACUUUGUUGGUUCAGAGAACUAAUAUGAUCCUGUUACAGAAUUUGUACUUGUAUUUAUUCUUCAUCACUCUCAAUGUAAGAGAUUUGUAGGAUGAGGGACCAAUAAGAUCUGUUUUUAUAAACAAUCCGGGCUGGAAAAAAAUGGUUCAUGCUGAGCAAACCAUGAAUGAAGCAGCCUUAUGUACCCAACAGGAAUUUGUAGCCCUCUGAAGGUUAUGAUAGAAUCUAAACUCAGGUGAAUAAUAUUUUUCUUUUUAUUAGAUAGAUUUAUCUUCUAUUUAAUGUGUGGGAUGUUCUUUUCUGGCAACUGACCAUAAAGAGAGAAUGGUAUUAUUUUUCUAGCCUUUAGUUCUUUUUGUGUAUCAGUAGCAAUAUCUUGCUAUAAGUAGUCAAACUUUCUUUGCUAGCAACCAAGUGUAAUAAGUUAAGAUCGUUCUUGACCAUCAAAAUAUAGUCCCCAGAUAUGAUACCUCUGUGACGUUCUGAUAGGCUGUUUAUGCAGCAAUAGAAUACUUGAGUCACCCUUUAUGGAAGAACCUGGACUUGAAUAUGAUGUAUGUGUAACUUUUAGCAUUUUGACAUGUAAAUAGAAUAUAUUUGACCUAGAAGUAGUGGGCCAAAGACCCCAGUACUGCUUGUGAUGGCUCUUCUAAGUGGACUAACACUAGCACUCUUUGAAUCUCCGGUGUACCUGUGUUCAUAUGAAUUAGUGCUUUGUUUAGUAGAACAGCAAUAACUUUAAUUUGAAUCCUAUUUCAAAGGUUUCUCACAUUCAGGCAGUAAACCCUUGCUCUGUAGAUACAAGUGGAAAAUUAUUUGACCAAGAUGGGGGGUGGGGGGUUAUAUCCAGCAAUCUACUAGUAAUUUCUCAAAGGUUUACCGAAUGUGUAGGUCUGUUUCUGCACUGAACAAGGAUUUAUUCAAUGAACUUCAGUUGAAAACAAGUUUACGAUGCUGAACUAGCAGAACACUAGAGUAGGAUUAGUGAGCUAUAAUGAGGAAAUGGCAAGCUUUGUGACAUUUCUUUCUCAUUUAGAGCUUUGUUUUCUACUUGUUCUUAAAACCUGGAUUUUUUUUUCAAGUUGACUGGAGAAAGUGAAAUGAGGAGACCUUUAAUACUUUAGUAUGUUUUUAAGAGAAUGUUUUCAGACACGAGUUCAUACCCCCAUCUCUCACUCAAAUGCAAUUCUUUUACUCUUUCAUUUUACGAUGCGGGUUUGUAAGAGAUAUACAUACACACACCCCCCAAGAUUGUUCAGUAAACACAUGAUGCUAUAGUUAAAACAAAACAGUACCAAAAUUUUGGAGGGUUUUUUGGCAGCUAAUUUAGUGCCAAAUCUCUUGGUAUUCAAGAAAAAUAAAGGUAUAAAAGUAAUGGAUCUUUUACAGAACCGUGAAUCUUUAAUUCCUGUCUCAGUGGACUCCCUGUUUGUCAGACCUCAGCUUGACAAGUUUAUUGCUGUGUGUCUAAUUGUUGCACUUAAUGAAGCAGUUUCAUGAAACUAUCUCUCUUUAAAUAUAGGCUGGUUUUUGUAGCUAUGUAAACAAAUUCUCAUUCAUGUGAUGGUAAGCAUUCGGAAGCAGCUAAACUCUAAAGUGGUUUUCAUUAGAUGAAAGAAGUUGGCAAACGAAGCAGUCAAGCAAAAGUGUUGGUUUUGUUUGUUGUUUUUUACAGGAAAGUAUUUGUGGCUAAGCUGGCUGUUAAUUGUGAAAGGGAAACUUUAUAGGGAGAAAACAGUUUUUUCAGUGAUUCUCAAUUGGUCUAGAGCAGCACUUUAGAUACCUACCUGCUAUCGUUACCAUCCAUACGAGGACAUAAGUUAUUACAGAAAUCCAUGCUGCUGAAAUUAAAAAUGUCACAAUGAACCAGUUCCUCCAAAACUGUCUUCUGCAAUCUGGUAUAGUCAAAUAGAGAAGUGUAAUAAUAGGAAGGGAUAACACCCACAAGAUUCUCUUCAUAUCUGCUUCAGGCAUGGUGAAGACACUUGGAUGAUCUGUUGACAAAAAGAACUAUUUUCAAUUGCAAAGUUAAGUUUGAAUCCAUAGCAUACAAUUGUAUAACUGGCCUCUGCUUGUGAGAACACUGAAAAAAAGUAAAAAUACUUGUAGCUGCAGUCUUAACCCAGUACCUACAUCACACCAGCCAAAACUCUGAAUUCAAAUAUUCUUUGUGACUGCGUCCCUAGGAGAGAACUAAGGUGGAUGAAAAAUACCAAGAGUAAGUACCAACUGCUGGUUUUUGCCCAAGUGAAGAGGAAACUGCUUAUCUGUGGCCAUAUCAUAGCUAUUCCUUUAUUUCUGAUGUCAUGUGUAUUUUGGGCUAUGAACCUGCCAUUGUCAUAAGGAACAGUACAUAUGGGGGUGGUACCGGUGUGUCUUCCAGCUGAUGGUACAUUUUAUGAGCAGUUUUGCUUGAAAGUUUCAAAUGUGCACAGCAAAGACUGAUGGAAGUCUCUUGUUUUAGUAUGACACACAUGACCAACUGUCCUAGCAUUCCUCUAGCAACUAACUAACUAAAACCCACCACUAACUAAAUAAAACCCACCCCUGUGAUUUUGCUUAAUGUUAUAUUCCAGGGAAGAGUAAUGGUUUACUUAAACGCUAUGUUGGAAUUCAUUUGUGAACAAAACCUUAAUAUCUCAGAAUCUACCCUUAAUUAGAAAGGAUGCACAUGAGCAUGUAGUAAUGCAUGCUAGUAGUAAAACAACUGUAGUAAUUCUUAUACCUUCAGAGAUUUCAUCAAGCCCAUGUAAGCUUGUUGAAAGUUGAGAGUAAUUCAGCUCCUCUUGAAAAAUUCCACUAUCUGUUCUUGACUGUUGACGUAUUAGAGGUCCACUCUCUUCCCUCCAUCCAACCAGCGGCUGCUGCUCUGCGUUCUCUUCUAUGGCUUUUGUAAAACAUGUACAGCAGGGACUGAACUUUUUCAUGAGGUAUUGGUUGAUUUUAAUAUCAAAACAUAGUACCAGAAUAUAACACCCAUAUAUCAAUAACAAGGAUGCACUUUCAUACCUAGAAUGAAAAACAGAUUUUUACCUCACAUGUAAUAUAAACCCCUCCAACUCUUUAACUCAUUAAAAUGGCUGGUGUAAGGAGAACUAGAGAGAGAGGGAAAACUUGCAUGAGUAGCAAAAGGGAAACACACAGAAGCAUCCAUUUGCAGUUGUAUGGCUGGUGUCAGGGAAGUUCGUGACUGUCCCCAUGUCUUUCAGCAAUUUAGUUUCUCUGCCCUGCAGAAUCUUUAUGUAUUGUGUAUAGCUGCAUGUUCUCCAGGGGAUCUUUCUGAUGUAUGCAAAAUUGAGCCUUCAUGGGAUGGUUGAAGAAGAGGGGUAGUAGGUGUAAUUUUGAGUUAGAAGCUUCAGUGACUUAGUGCUGGACCUGACUGUCUUGUUGAGGAAACAGGAGUUUCAGCAUUGACAGAAGAGAAUUAAAACAUCAGAUGCUCGUGACCUGCUUCUGGCAGAUAAGUGUUUCUCUUAAUAGUGAUGCUACCAGAGGAAAGGCUCAAAAGAAGUAAACUAUGAAGACGAAUUGCUAUGCCAAAAUGGUUAUGAUUAAAGUUUGAGGAAUCUGUACAGACAAGCCUAUGCAGAUCAAACUUUAUAAAUAUGCAGGGUUUGAAUGUUUAGGUCGUAAUCUUUACAAGCAUUGUGACUUUCUAAUUUUUUAAAGCCAACAGGAGUUUAUUUCUGUUGGAGAAUGGCAGUUCAGGCUACUUGAAGUUUGUGUUUGGGGGUAUUUCUUUCUCUUUUUCAAAACAUUGUCUCUCUAAUCUCCAGUCGACAUAAAUUCAACACUACUUGUGCUCUUACCAGUAAAUUCUGUUGUCGGAUAUCAUCGUGACGACCGCUGCUACACUAAUUGUAUAUGCCAGACAGUCUCUAAACAGCGGCCAACAGGAUAGCCUCGAAACCUGUAGAACACAGAUUCAUUUACUUUUCUUAAACUUGUCUGUAAUACUUUCACUAAGUGCUGUAAAUGCUGCAUCGAUAUGUUGUUUCUAUAUUAUGUAAAAAUGUAAGAUUCUUAGGAAUGACUUAA